UCCCGUCGGCGCCGCCUUCAUCCCCGCACCGCUCGAGUCGUCCUCCGCCGCCGCGCCGUUCCCGCCGGUGCCGCCUCUAUUCUCCCCACGCCACACUGCAGAGAAGAGAGGAGAGGAAUAGGAGAGAAGUGGGUGAAGAAAAAGGGGAGAGAAGUGGAGGAAGAAGGGUUAUUUGAGGCUGACAUACGGGUCCCACCGUCAUAGAUUCAUAAUGGAGAGUAUGGAUGGAGAGUCUGUUGGAGCAACUAACUAGUCUGACUAGCUAAGUCAGAUAGAGAGUUGGCUAUAUAGGUGUUUGGAGAGUCUGAUUUAGAGAGGCUGUUGGAGAUGCUCUUACUGGUAAACGAAACAUGGAAUAUUUCAGCCCAGAUAGGCCCCAACUUCUCUCAACCGCUAUCAUGGGUCACAGAUUUCAGCCCUGAUAGCCCCCAACUUCUCUCAGCCCAGAUACGCGGAGUUGCCCAUGAAACUGUGAGGCCUGAACGUUUAUAAGCUUUGGCCCAUUGUAAACACUAUUCACAUUGGAUCUUGAUGAUUUCUUGAGGUUAGUUAGGCCUCAUUGAGAAUUGCAGUGGCUCCUCCCACCACUGAGAAACGAGCACAGCCUCAUCUCACGCGGCACGAUGCAUUCCAUCAAAUCAAAUCCAAUGCACAGCCGCUUUGCGGUUACCGAAGCGCCCGUUUCGGCGAAGAGUCGCACAGCACAACUCCUCUUCAAAGCCCAUCACUCACACGCGACGCGGCCGCUCAAACAAAAGCAAAAACCGCCCACUACUUUGCUCGAUCGAUCGAGAGGAGGAUCGCGCAGACGUAGUUCGUGCGCCACCGAUCGACGACGCGAGCAUGGACGUGGACAUGGAGAGGCCGCCGGCGGCGACGGCGCAGGGCGUGCGGCCCAACCCCGUCGUGGAGAGGAAGCUCGGAGAGCUGGACGCCUGCCUCGCCGACGCGAUGUCCUCCCGCCCGCGGCGGAGCGACGUCGACGGCAGCCUCUUCGCGGAGAUUCAGGCCAAGACCGACUUCCUAAAGACGCUUAUCGCCGCGGAGGGGGAGUGCCACGGCGGCGCGCUGCCGGAGCACCUGGAGGAGGCCAAGGCGCGCUUCGCCGUCCUCAAGGGCGCGUUCGACAAGUGGGCGCGGCGCGACGACGCGGCGGCGCCAGCGGAGGAGGAGCAGCCCGACGGGGCGGCCGGCUCGGGGUCCGAGUGCUCGUGCACCGAGUCAUGCUUCGGGGUCGAGGUCACCGGCUGCCUGGAGGCGACGUCCGACGUCGAGCGCGAGGCCGUGGAAAUGGCGACGCUCGGCGCCACGUUCAACGCCGAGCGCAGGGCCGGACACAAGCCGUCGCCGUCGCCGGCGGCUGCGACAAGGAACGCUGCUCGGCGGCGCGGAUGGAGGCGGAGCGCUGCUUGCUGCGGUGCAGCCGGCGCCGUGGCGGUGCUCGCGCUCGCCAUCGGGGUGGCGAUUGAGUUUGCGUCGGUGGCUCGCCAAAACGUUUACGUUGUUCCGACCUGACAGAUUUGUUUCCCUUGCAAUUUCGCUGUUUUUUUCGUUGUGGCCUCCUACAGUAUUUAGCAACAUGUAGAGUAGCUAAAUUUCGCUCUUCCUGUUUCUUGUGUGGUAUCCGACUACUCAUAAACAUGUAGUAGUUUACUGUAAGAAGUAAAUCAAGGAGAUAUUGGUAUUUUAUAGUCUGCAUACAUUCUAAACUCUCUUAAAUGUGUAUGAAAAAAUUUGAAAAAAAAUCAACAUGUGAGAUAAAAUUUAACAAGAUAAAUUAAUAUGUGAUAGAUCAAUCCACAAACAUACAAGAUAAAAUUUAACUUCUACAUGUUACAAUAAAAAAUUAACUGUGAAUGUACAUUAACUAGUUGUAGUUUAAUUUGUUUUAUUUUGUAACUUGCGUAUUAGUGGAGUCAUAUAUUACAUGUUAACAAAUCUUCUGAUUUUUUUUUCAUUUUUAUCAUAACUAUCUGAGUCAUGCAAACAACAAGAAUGUUCUCUCCGAGACUUUAAAAUCCC
Messenger RNA from Oryza sativa Japonica Group (Japanese rice), 2022 nucleotides. RefSeq lists its product as uncharacterized. The record is from RefSeq and is a predicted model, not a curated record. NCBI's taxonomy places the organism in Eukaryota, Viridiplantae, Streptophyta, Magnoliopsida, Poales, Poaceae.